This is a messenger RNA of Acanthaster planci (crown-of-thorns starfish), 3646 nucleotides long. Its product is annotated as phospholipid scramblase 1-like. Gene Ontology annotation, cellular component: plasma membrane. The record is from RefSeq and is a predicted model, not a curated record. Lineage: Eukaryota; Metazoa; Echinodermata; Asteroidea; Valvatida; Acanthasteridae. Gene Ontology annotation, biological process: plasma membrane phospholipid scrambling. Gene Ontology annotation, molecular function: phospholipid scramblase activity.
CGUGAACCAACGGCUUCAUGCAUUUCAUAUUGUCCCUUCGGUGUGUCCAGCAUUGCCAGGUGUAAGCCUUUUUGUGCGGCAUGGCUAAACUGGGGUCGUUUGACGGCGAUUGAUUCAUAAUCUCUCCGUUAUCGAAGCUCAGUAAUAUUAACUCGGGAAUAAUGAGGAGGUGGUCCAAGGUUCGUUUUGCCAAGAAAUAGACGUGCGACAUCGGCAGGGAUUUCUAGCUGCAUUUAAGGAAAGCGUUCAGUAUUGUUGUUGACGCACGAUAAACAUAGGCUUGGCGUUCGUGUAGCUCCACAUCAUGGCGACAACACAGCAGCCAGAACCAAGCAAGGGGCCCGGAUGGAUGGAGCCGCCCGCCAAAAUCGACGGGGUCCCCAACGGCCUGGAGUACUUGACAGAGAUAGACCAACUCCUGAUCCACCAGCAGAUCGAAGUUUUCGAGGCGCUGACCAACAUAGAGACCAAGAACCGAUACGCUGUCAAAAACACCAUGGGGCAGCAGGUGUUCUUUGCCUACGAGGAAUCAGGUGUUUGGAUGCGGGUUUGCUGCCAGAGUGAGAGGGGUUUCGUUCUGCACGUUGUGGACAAUUUUGGUCAGGAGGUUAUUCGUAUCGAACGACCGUUCAAGUGCUGGGCUGGCUGUUGCUGGUGCGCAAACGUCGACUGCUGCUCGUGGGAAGUUAAUGUGGAGUCUCCGCCUGGCUACCGCAUAGGACGUAUAAGGCAGUGUCAGUCGGCAUGGAAACCAUAUUUUGAUAUAUUCGACGCCAGCGAUAACACCGUACUGAAAAUCGGCGGUCCCUGUUGCGCAUGCCAGCAAGUCUGCUGCCGGUCAGACGUCGAAUUCAACGUGUUCUCGGCGGAGGGAGGGAUCGAGGUUGGCAAGAUCACCAAACAGUGGGGCGGAAUGGUCAAGGAAUAUUUGACCGAGGCAGACAAUUUCGGCGUGUCUUUUCCUCAAGAUCUGGAUGUGAAAAUGAAGGCAGUGAUGGUUGCAGCUGCCUUCUUGAUUGACUUCAUGUUCUUCGAGAUGGAGCCUAGCUCUUAACUCAAGUUGUGAGCUGCGUCGUCAGUAUGAAAGUCAGAGUGAAACCUUUACCCCAAAGUAACGGCUCGUUUGCAAGACCGGAGGUGUAAAAGAAGCACUAUUUUCUCAGGGAAGUUUCUGAGUCCAAAACAAAAAAGCACUGUGUUCUUGAAAAUGCCAAAUUAAGUUUUUGUCUAAUUUGCACUUAUUAAUUUCAAAGACAAUAAUUGACACUUCAUUGUUGUUAAUUCUGUUCUCCUCGAUUUUUUGGAGCCAGACAAGCAUCGUUUAUAGAGAUGGAGUAACUUUACAGGUUUGUUUCGACGGUAGCCACUUAACUCUGGCACAUUUGAAACGUAAACCGCUGGGCAAACUUCUCUCGAGUUUCUGGCGCCCCAUGGUCCAAUAAUCUAUAGCAUAGUUACAGAAAAGAAUAAUUCUUUUUCCUCAGACUAGGAUUUAGAGCCCCCUAUCUAGGCCUGCUGCCCAGUUUCUUCGUUUCCUGGGCAACUUUGGCAAGUUUCAUGUGGGACUAAUGAAAAACAUAACUUGAAAAACGGGGAUUAGUUUUCGAAAUUACGUCAAAUAGUGUGACCUAGGGCUAUAGAAUCGUGCGAAGAAUGGGCGGAGUGAAGCCAAGCCGAUUCAUACACACACAAAAAAUGGUCUCGAGUCUAUUCCCUGACUUAAACUACGCUCCUCCCACAACUGUUUUUCUGACAAGGAAACAAAAAGCAAAGAAUGAUGCUAAUACUUUGAGCUAUGUGAGGAAUUCGAUGCGCUCUCCAGUGUACUAUUAGCUAUGCAAAACUGGUUUUUCUGUAUCUUACUGUUAGUUCUUCGCCUGGGUACACAACCAUUGUUCCAUUCAUCAACAUGCACAGUUUUGUCGCUCAUUCACUCAGCGUUGAUGGAAUGUCUCUGACAUCCAAAUGGAGUCGAACGUGUGCAAGUGACAACCACGGAAAACUAGGGGACUAUGUAAAAACAAUUAUUUUUAUGAAAGUGUGAUUGUAUAAAGUUGAGGAAUGUAAUACCCGUGUGGAAUCUUGGCAAGAAGCUUAUUUGGAACAUAAGGACCACUCACAAGGGUAUACAUCAAAACGCUCACCGAGCUGUUGUGGAAUUAUUUCGUUUCGAAAGCGUAAACAUUGGAAUGACACGAUGUCCUGAGCGGUAAGUCUCUUGCAUCCGUUUCGAUUGACUUUCAGUUAUUAAUCCAUUUGUUAAAACAAUUCAUGGAUUGACCUUUUUUUAAGGAUCAUUGCUAAACAGUGGAAAUUUGGAUUGAUUACAAUUAUUCUAAAUCUAUUAAGUAAAAUGAGAAACAGAAUCGAAAGAAACAAAGUUAAAUUCGGUGAAAAGCGAUACAAAGCAAUUUUUUAAAAUACAAAUGGCAAAGACAAAUAUUAAAUACGUGAAAUAUUAAGAAAUAAAAGUUUCAUGUAGAUAAAACCAAUAGGAAUUGAAGGGCCAAAAAAAAUAUAAAAUGUAGUUUAUAUUUAACUACAUUUUAAUUUUUUUUCGCUUACCAUAGAAAUUUUUUUUAAAGGGACGCAAUGUGAAAGAUAGAUUGCACAGAGAACAGUUCGCAUCUAAAAUAAGAAUUUAUCAGAUGCAAAGAGACAGUGAUAAAAUGCACAAUAUCAAAGUCCAAGAGAAAUAUAACAGAUUUAGUUUGGAAAAAGCAGUUUUAGGAGGAGAUAUAGUUGAAGCUUCGGUCGAUACAUUGCACAUAAUCUCCUUUUGAUUUUUCGUUGUUCCCCCAUCAACAGUAAAAAACAACAACAAAUGAAUGAAAAAUGCUGUCAUUUACGUGCUAUGUAAAAAAGUUCACUAAUUUAAAUGAUAUUAAAUUUUUUAAACACCCUGAACUUACAUUAUUCGUAAAAGACUGAUCUUUAAGUUUUUAGCUUAGCUCAGCUUAGCAAGCUAGUAUAAUGAACUUGUUUGCAGAGACUGUUCACAAUGCCUGUAGAUUCUUAAAGAAUAAUUCACAAUUUACUGAAUAGAGUGAGGUCACAAGAGAAAAUUAAUUCUAAAGAAUCGAAUUUCCACAAACCAGGUAGUAACAGGCCUGAACGGUUCGGACUUCACAUACAGUGCCAAAAGUACCCCUGUCUGAGGUAGAUACUAGUAGGUACAGCGAUUCAGUUUUCGUAACUGAGAGGUGCGUAAAGAAGGCUACAUUGCAUUUCGCAAGCAUUCGAUCCAUUUUGAUAGGUUUCUUCAAAGACAGUAGCCCGGUGUGGAUAGCUAGCUUAAUCUUCCAGUGUUAAUAACAUGUAGUUUCUCUUUUUGUUACGGUUUUAAAUUUCUUUCAAACCCAGAUUCUUUCUUGUUAAUUAAACUGGAUUUAUCACGAAUUGCACGGUGAAAAGACUCUCCGGUUGUAGUAUUUAUUAUUUGGGGGCCACUGACGCAAUUCGAUCAAUUUAUUAUGACACGUAGUGGUGUCAGCACGUAGCUGAUCGGCAACAAAUAUUUUCUGAGGAAGAUUACCGCUGUCAAUUAAUUGUUAUCUUGUUAAUGAACAGUUACUGGAUCAUCCUAGUAAGGGCAAACAUGGAUUGAAGUUUGUGAUUUGUGGCAUUAAAUUUGUGUCUUCUACAA